ACCCAUGUACCACUAGCGUGCAGUGAGUCUCACGUAAUGAGCGAGUGUGACUCGUGUGGAUUCUAUCGAAUGUCACAGUCAACACCGUGGCCUCAUUGUUGCUGGUGGUUUUUUUAGUAAGAAUUCUGUGGAAAUCCAAAAAUGGUAUUCCUGACGUUGUCCAACUGGAUUAGAAGCCGUGGACCGGACAGAUACUGGAAGGUUCAAGAACUUCUCAAGCAUGCACGGCAUUUCAGAGGCAGAAAGAACCGCUGUUACAGUCUGGCCGUGCGGGCUGUCAGGAGGGCUUUUGUCUACGCUACGAAAGGACGCAGGCUGAAGAAACGCAACAUUAGAACGCUGUGGAUCACACGCAUUGCUGCAGCGUCCCGAGAGCACGGCAUGAAGUAUCCCGUCCUCAUGAGCAACCUAAUAAAGAGCAGUGUUCAGCUCAACCGGCGGGUUCUCAGCGACCUGGCCAUCACGGAACCCAGGUCGUUCCUCGCCCUCGCGAAGCUGGCCCGGACCCGGCAGCAGGAAGGCUUCUGUGCAGCGCUGGGUGACGGCAAAGAACCUCCCGGUGUCUUCUCCCGUGUUGUUGUGCAACAGUAGUGGACGCGCUACUGGCCUCAGUAUUGUGGAGCUGUUCAUUAAACGGGCACAUACAGUCGAUUUGGUUUAGUUUUUUUAUUUUUUUUUUUUUUUCCAUUUGUUCUUUACAGUGUAAAGGGGUUAGAAAGCUUUGUUUUGUAAAACUAUCAAUAAUAUCAGUGUAUUAUUGUAAAAUGACAAGACAUGGUGAUUUUCUAACUCUUUGAAGCCGUCACACCGCCACAAUUCCAGUUGGGAACGAUUUCAUGUCAUAAUAGUGUGUCUACAGAUUAUAUUACAAAUAAAUUCAAUUCCUCUGCAUAGGGUUGAUCUGAAAUGUCUGUCCAUUUUUUUCCUUUAUGUAAAUAUUUAUUUCUCAUUGUGUGAUUGUCCUCUGAUUGUUUAGUUACCAUUAAACAUUUUGAUAUACUGUA
Phyllopteryx taeniolatus (common seadragon) is the source of this 1004-nucleotide messenger RNA. RefSeq names its product mitochondrial ribosomal protein L20 (gene mrpl20). Gene Ontology annotation, cellular component: ribosome. The coding region runs from base 142 to 591 and encodes 149 amino acids. Gene Ontology annotation, biological process: ribosomal large subunit assembly; translation. Gene Ontology annotation, molecular function: structural constituent of ribosome; rRNA binding. Lineage: Eukaryota; Metazoa; Chordata; Actinopteri; Syngnathiformes; Syngnathidae. The record is from RefSeq and is a predicted model, not a curated record. The transcript is spliced from 4 exons.